CGUCUCUUCGCUUGCGCUUUUUUUUUUGCUCCGGAGACUCAGUUGCAACAGCGGCCAUGCACUAGCAACAAUGUAGCGCACAUAUCACUCUCAAUUGUGACUAUUUCCGAUUAGCUUGAAAAUGUUCAAAAUACAGAUGGACAAAAUAUCUGAAUUAUAAGGGGUGUGUGGACGAGAGCACAUCUAGCAAAUGCGUGGGAAGAGCAUCAUUUUGUGCGUCCACAUUUGAAAAAGAUGCGAUAUUGAUUUAUUAGUAUUUCUUCUCACUUUUUGAAUGGGUGUACCUUUACCUCCGCCUGUCGGAAUCGUUCACUCAUCGCCAUAAGUAUCCGCGUUACCGCCCCAUUUUCGCCUGUCUCCGAGGCGCGGAUAAAAGGAAUUAGAUAAUUUUUUGCUGUCAGGCGGCUACUUCUACUGCGAUCUGACGAUGGGGAAUACUACCUCCUGCUGUGUGUCUUCAAGCCCAAAGCACCGGAGAAAUAAUCAUUCAAGGCUUGAACCCUACCGCCCUGAACAGCAGCUUAGUAGGGAGGACACGGGCUGCAACCUUCAGCACAUCAGCGACAGAGAAAACAUAGACGAGAUGAACAUGGAGUACAAUCCUUCAGACCACCCGCGAGCCAGCACCAUCUUCCUCAGCAAGUCCCAAACGGAUGUUGCUGUCCCCAGCAAGAAAGUGCAGGAGAAGAGGAAGAGUCUGUACAUAAACCAUCACCAGCCAGGGGGCCCAAUCAGGAGAAAGUACAGCUCGUGCUCCACCAUCUUCCUGGACGACAGCACGGUCAGCCAGCCAAACCUCAAAUACACCAUCAAGUGCGUGGCUCUGGCUAUAUACUACCACAUCAAGAACAGAGACAACGAUGGAAGAAUGCUGUUGGAUAUUUUUGAUGAGAAGCUUCACCCGCUUACGAAGUCAGAGCUCCCGUCGGACUACGACAAACACGACCCGGAGCAGAAGCAGAUCUACCGCUUCGUCAGGACGCUGUUCAGCGCCGCACAGCUCACCGCAGAGUGUGCCAUCGUCACCCUGGUGUACCUUGAGCGGUUACUGACGUAUGCUGAGAUUGACAUUGCUCCGUGUAACUGGAAGCGCAUUGUGCUGGGGGCCAUCCUGCUGGCCUCUAAGGUGUGGGACGACCAGGCCGUGUGGAACGUGGAUUACUGCCAGAUCCUCAAGGACAUCACCGUGGAGGACAUGAAUGAGCUGGAGCGUCAGUUCCUGGAGCUGCUGCAGUUCAACAUCAACGUCCCCUCCAGCGUCUAUGCCAAGUACUACUUUGACCUGCGCUCUCUGGCCGAGGGCAACAGCCUGAACCUCCCUCUGGAGCCGCUCAGCAGAGACAGGGCCCACAGACUAGAGGCCAUCUCCAGGUUAUGUGAUGACAGGUAUAAAGACUUGAGGAAGGUGGCUAAGAAGCGCUCGGUGAGUGCCGAUAAUCUAACGGUUAUGCAGUGGACGCCGGCCAUCAUAUCCUAACAACAGGCCCCCGCCCUCCCGCCCCUCCAGCCCUCCCGCCCCUCCAGCCCUCCCGCCCCCCCACUCCCAUCGUCAAGGAGACCACCAAGAGACAGAUGCUGUCUGGGACCGUUUUUGAACAGACAAACACUUUAGUUUGGAGUUUGGGUUGAACACCUCGCCACGGCCUUAGGGAACACUGUACAGACAAGACUGCUCCCCUGCUCAGCAGAGGAUAACAGACUGAGGAUCAAAAAGACCCGCACUGACACAGUGGAGGCUUCAGAGAGUGAAGGAAUACGCUUGACAAGGGAAUUUUGGGGAGAAAUCGGCACACAAACAACUGCAUUCCACUUGCCCUUUUAAAGGUCGACUGACUUGUGUGGUUGAGAUCCAAGUAUUUGAACGAAUACUUUGUACAUUCCUUAAUUUUACAACCCUCUCAGAUUGUAGAGUAUUGCUCAAAUACAAGAUGGCUAUUAUUUAUCUACUGGCAACUCUUUAUUUACAGAAAACAUUCCUGAAGCAGUGAUGUUUUUGUCAAGGAAAAUACAUUUGCUGCUGUUUGUUUGGAGAGAAAUCAUCUGCAUUACUUCCCACAGUCAGUGUAGAACAUGAAUGUCAUAACAUGACAUUGCCAAAACUAUUCUGGUGGUGUUUGGACAGAACAUCUAUAAAAUACACCAAGCAAUAUUUAAUGUGCCACUAUCAAAACCUCGCACAUACACAGGCUCUCCAACAACAUCAGCUUCAGCAGUCUAAGAGGUUGUGGAGGGACAGCACUUCAGCCACACGAGCAAGUCUCCGUCUUUUCUACCGUGAGCUACUGGUGUGAUAUGUUCACUGCCAUUGUUCUGACCUAUUGGUGCCUGUGAAAGUAUAGUGCAGCAUGUUGACCGUACGUCCCUGUUUACCUGAGGAAGAGUGUAAAUCCACUAAGGGGACUGUUUAUCGUUCACAAACUUGAAUAUUUCCUUGUCGUCACAAAGAAAAGGCACGUUGACUUUCUGAAACAAAGUCUCUCUGCAUGUUUUUCUCUGGUUAUGUCCUGCUGUGUUCUAAAGCUCUUUAGGACAUUUUUAAACAUGGACACUUCUCACAAAAGCAGUAAAAAUACAGUUUGUUGACUAUUUUGCAAAAUGACGGUUUUGUACAGUGUAUAUGACAUUCCAGUGUGCCGAGCAAUAUCACACUGUAACUUUCAAACAAUGAGCAGUUUGUUUAAGUAUUUCUAUCUGAACCGACUGUUGACAGAUUGAGGAUAGUGUUGGACCAAGGACUAUCAAACCACAGGAAAUUUACAUUCUCAAAAUAUUUGAUACAGAUUAAUAUUGUGUGGUAUUCUUCAAUGUGAGACCAAUUUCAUUUCACACCCAAACAUUCCAUUUAGACAGAUAAGGCCUUUUACCUCUUACACUUCACAUUGAUAUGGUGUUUUCCGUGUGAUUGUAUGACAUUUUAUAGGUCUGUAAGAACAGCAAUUCACACACGUGACUUUCAUUAAACAAAGAUACUGUAAAAAAGGAUGGAAUGCCAAAGGAGUUACGAAGGACUAUUCUUUGCCGCUGUUAUUGUACCACUGAAUAGUCUGGCUUUUGCACAAGAUAAACCAAGUGGAAAGACCUAGAGUUGGAAUACAUGGUGCUGUGAAAGACUUCAAGUCCAAGUGUCUUCUAGGGGAAAGAGAAACUUAACAGUCACUUGAGGCGUUGGUUGUGAGUCAAAGAUGUUCAAAUAUUGUACAGCCUAUUUAUUGUGUGUGUGUGUGUGUGUGUGCAUACAGUGCAGUCCGAUGAUGGCUUUCCUGAAAUGAAUUCAGCACGUCCAUACAAGCACGGCUAAACUGGAAAAUGCUAGGCUGCCCAUGGUGUGAUAGUCUUGUGCACUGAACUCUACCUCUGCAUAGGGUUUAUGCUUAUAUUUUCUCUCUGUCUCUCUCACACACAUUUCUCUAUCAGAAUUUUAGGAUUUUGCUCAUUCAAUUCUAAGACUGCUGUAGUUGUGAACUUUUCUUUUCAUAAUUUCUUUUUUUUCCUUUACUUUUUAAAUGUUUUAUAUGAUUUGUAAGACUCUAAUGUUGCUGUUUGAUUCUACUUCCCGGUAGGUCUGUUAAGUUUAUCCUUCUAAGUUUGCCAAAAGCAGAUCUCUCUGUCCCUCUGCCCAUCCCGUCCAGUAGUCGAACUGUAACUUCUGUUCUGUGAAGUGAACCUGGUUCUGCAUCCCUGCAGUUCUGCAUCCCUGCGUUUCAGCAUCCCUGCGUUUCUGCAGCCCUGCGUUUCUGCAGCCCUGCGGUUCUGCAGCCCUGCGGUUCUGCAGCCCUGCUGGGCUGGAGACCAGCAUGCAGACUGUCUUUUCUUUCUUUUUGUUUUUGAACUAUGAUUUCAACUGGCGCUCUCCAUUCCUCUGAAGCAAUGUUUAGAAAACCUGCACAAUAAAUAAACUUUUAAACCUUG
This is a messenger RNA of Hypomesus transpacificus, 3909 nucleotides long. It is a transcript of the gene ccny, whose product is annotated as cyclin Y. The transcript is spliced from 11 exons. Lineage: Eukaryota; Metazoa; Chordata; Actinopteri; Osmeriformes; Osmeridae. Gene Ontology annotation, cellular component: cytoplasmic cyclin-dependent protein kinase holoenzyme complex; plasma membrane. The coding region runs from base 428 to 1477 and encodes 349 amino acids. Gene Ontology annotation, molecular function: protein kinase binding; cyclin-dependent protein serine/threonine kinase activator activity. Gene Ontology annotation, biological process: regulation of canonical Wnt signaling pathway; regulation of cyclin-dependent protein serine/threonine kinase activity. The record is from RefSeq and is a predicted model, not a curated record.